AGGACAGCGCCAUCUUUUUUCGUGACGUCAAAGGAGGAGCCGGAAGUGCUGACUGAGGGCGGGAAAUGGGUGGAGCCUGGGGUCUGAGCUGCGGGUGGGAGCGGCUGUGGCUGUCAGUGUGUACCGGGGGAGAUGUCUGCGCUGGAUGAGGACAGCUAUGACGGGAAGUGCAUCUUCUGCAGGAUCUCCAACAACCAGGAGAAUGACGCCGAGCUACUGCACUCUGACGAGGAGCUGGCCUGCUUUAAAGACAUAAGACCUGGAGCACCUUUUCACUACCUGGUUGUACCCAAGAAACACAUAGGAAACUGCAAAACCUUAACAAGUGAUCAUGUGCAGUUAGUUCAAAAUAUGAUGGAAGUAGGAAAGAAUGUGCUUCAGAAAAACAAUGUAACAGAUCUGGAGGAUAUAAGGAUGGGUUUCCACUGGCCUCCAUUCUGCUCAAUAUCCCAUCUACAUCUUCAUGUUCUGGCUCCAGCCAGCCAGCUGGGAUUUCUCUCUCGAGCGGUUUACAGACUGAAUUCAUACUGGUUUAUCACGGCUGAUCAGCUUAUCGAGCGUCUUCAAUCAAAUGGACCUGCCAGUUGAAUUUCGAGCACCUUGUUGUUCUCCGGUUUCAUUCCAGUUGGCUGGGUGCAGUGGUACCAGUUCAUAAAAAGAGAGUGGUUGUAUAGUAUAUUAUUAAUGAAUACUACAUAUGUAUUAUAUGAUUGAAAUUAAGGUUGUGAAGUAUUAGAAAGUAAUCUUAUAGUACAUGUAAGACGUAACUUAAGAAAUAUGAACUGCCUGUAAUAUACUUCAAGUUGUGCCAUGGAGCAUGUGAGAUUUCCUAUAGUAAUAAAUUAUUGAGGACAUAUAGGUUUAAACUAUAGUUUAAGUUGUUAUCUACCUCCAACCCCUGUUCCUAUCUCCUGUUAGAGUAUAAUUAUCUAAUAGAGAGCAGCUUUUCAUCUGGAGAAUCCAUCUUGCCUAAGGAUUGCAGGAAUGGCCCAGUAAUUUCAUUGAGUACCAUGUAAUUCUGCAUUUCUCUUGUACCAUUGCUACCAUAUAGGACAUAGGUACCUGCAGUCCUUCCUUCAUGCCAGACAGCUUAUUUCAUGUGUGUUGGGUCCUCUUUAGUAUGUUUGUAAAUGACCUUGUAGAGAGAUUACAAAGUUUCAAUAUUUGCAUAUGACACUAAACAGAGGAGGAUAACCUAAUAUUACAGAGGGAUCUGGGUAACCUGGAGGUUUGUGCAGAAAAAAAUGCAAAUGAGGUUUAAUGUGAAUUAAUGUAAGGUUAUUAACUGAGGUAAAAAGAUAUCUGGCUUUAUGGUAAAUAGUAAAACACUGGGUGAAACUACUACUGAAGGGGACUUGGGGUACUUGUGGACAGCUUUAGGGCCCAGUGCCAGGCAGCUGCUGCCAAAGUGAAUAAAAUUAUGGGAUGCAACAUGAGGCUUAAAGACUAAUGACUAAAACAUAGUUUUGCCUCUAUACAAAUCAAAACUGGAGCAGGUGUAGAGGAAGGUGACCAAGGUUAUUAAGGGAAUAGGUGGAUUGCAGUCCCAAGACCGGUUAUCUUAGCUUAGGGUUAUUUAUUUUGGAGAAAGAUGACACAGGCGACUUGAUCAUAAUGUACAGAUAUGAAGGGACAGUACAGAGAUCUUUCUAUACCAAAGCCUGUAACCAUGAUAAGAGGCAUUCUCUAGAGCAGUGGUUCCCAACCUUUUUUCCUGAGUACCUCAUGGCAGCCCAUUUCCAAAAAUUGUACCGUCCCAUAUUAGUGACAUGUAAUUAAUUUGCUAUUAAUUAAAAUUUGUAUUUUUAUUUUUUUACUUAUAUCCUUUCCCUCCCCAGGCCCCCCGAGACUACGUUUCCCCACAGGUUUUUUUCUGGUGUUUUUUGGAAAACUGUCACUGCAGUUUUUGAGCUAAAACCAGAAGUGUAUUCAAAAGGAAUGGGAAAUAUGAAGGAAGGACUUAUACUUCCAGCUUAAUCCACUUUUUGUUUUGGCCCAAAAACUGCAGUUUAAAAAAAAGAAGAAAAAAAAACAUCAGGGAAAAACCUAUGUGGAAACCUAGCCUUACUCACAAGUGACAUCUUCUCUCGUCAGUCGUUCACUUUUCCUUUUUUCGUUUAUCUGGCCUAGACCACCAUUAGGAUUUAUCUUGGCCAAGACUUGUCUCCACAGAACACCUGGGGGUACAUGUAUAUUGGGUUGGGAACCACUGCUCUACAGGAAAAAGGUUUUACCAUCAUCACAGAUAGGGAUUCUUUACUGUUAGAGCAGUGAGACGAUGAAACGCUUUUUAAUUCAUUAAACAAGUUCAAGAGGGACCUGGAUGCCUUUCUUGAAAAAUAAAAUAUUACAAGCUAUGGAAAUUAGAUUUCUAGUUGUAGUGCUUUGAUAUAGGGAUUUAUUCUAAUUGCCAUAUUUGGAGUUGGGAGGGAUUUUUUCCACUUGGUAUGGGGCAAUUGGCAUCUGCUUCCAUAAAUGUUUUUUGCCUAUUCCUGGAUCAACAUAGUAGGGUUAUAGGUUAAACUUGAUGUACCAAACAACUCGAUGUGCUAAUAUCUGACUGUAAUCUGUCACUGUAAAAGAAGUCUUGCCCAUGCAAAGAAAAGGCAGUAUGGUGUGACAGUAGCAUGGAGGAUAGAAUGAACACUAUAUUGAAUUAUUAUACAUACAACUGAACUGACUGCCAUAGAAAAAUGUUUAAAAUAAUUUUAUUGGCAGGACAGCUAAAGUUCAACAGUUUUCUACAUGGGAGGGAGCCACCUUGCUAGACACAAAUUUGUAACCAGAAUUGGUACUAAAACUAAUAAAUUUUCAAUAUAUACAUGAA
Hyla sarda is the source of this 2827-nucleotide messenger RNA. RefSeq names its product histidine triad nucleotide binding protein 3 (gene HINT3). Lineage: Eukaryota; Metazoa; Chordata; Amphibia; Anura; Hylidae. The transcript is spliced from 5 exons. Gene Ontology annotation, molecular function: catalytic activity. The record is from RefSeq and is a predicted model, not a curated record. The coding region runs from base 133 to 588 and encodes 151 amino acids.